UGCCAACGCGGACCAAACUGCUGCUCGAACUGCAAACGGAGGUGUCGCGAGAAGCUGCAGAGAAACUGCCCCGCCACCAGUCAACGAUGAUGCUGUGGAGGUCACUGGCCUCCCUCUGCGUCCUGGCCGCCGCUGUCUUUGCCGUCCCUGCUCAGGAGAAGCGCAUCCAUCACCAGGCCGAUCUGAGUGACCACGCCCACGACGAUUCCGGCGGCUUCCAGUACGACCAUGAAGCCUUUCUGGGCAAAGAGGAGGCCAAGACCUUCGACCAGCUGACGCCCGAGGAGAGCAAAGACAAAUUAGCGAAGAUUGUGGAGCGCAUCGACAUGGACAAGGACGGCUUCAUCAGCCAUGCAGAGCUGCACUAUUGGAUCAAACACCGGCAGAGGAGGUACAUCGAGGAGAACGUGAACAAGCACUGGAAGGACUACGACAAGAACCAAGACGGGAAGAUCGGCUGGGAGGAGUACAAAAACACCACCUAUGGCUACUACCUGGACGACGGGUUUGAUGACCUGGAAAACAAGGACACCUACAAAUCCAUGCUGACCCGGGACGAGAGGCGCUUCAAGGCGGCCGACCGAGACGCCGACGGCAUCGCCACGCGGGAAGAGUUCACUGCCUUCCUCCACCCGGAGGAGUAUGACCACAUGAAAGACGUGGUGGUGCAGGAAACCGUGGAGGACAUCGAUAAGAACGGCGAUGGCAAGAUCAACCUAGAGGAGUACAUCGGUGACAUGUACACAUCAGAGGACGGUGGCAGCGAGCCCGACUGGGUCCAGACAGAGAAGAAACAAUUCUCUGAGUUCAGAGAUGCCAACAAGGAUGGCUACCUGGAUGCUGACGAGGUGGCCCACUGGAUUCUGCCUGGAGAGGUUGACCAUGCUGACAAUGAAGCCAAACACUUGAUCUAUGAGACGGACACAGACAAGGACCAGAAAAUAACCAAGAAGGAGAUUCUGGCCAACUGGAACAUGUUUGUGGGCAGCCAGGCCACCAAUUACGGGGAGGACUUAACAAAGAGACACGAUGAACUUUGAUGAGCUGUCAGAAGCUCAUUGGGAGAUUGUGGUUACCAUGGUUAUGAGGUGGGGGUUCUGACUCUGGGGGAAAGGUUGUAAUGUUGUACCUUUGGUCACGCAUACACACAUAUCCAUUCAGCAUUCACUCACAUACUGUGUAUGUGAAUACAGACCGUCGUGGGUUACAUAUCAGUGACACUGAAAACUAUCUCCAUUUACAAACUAAAUUGGGCAUAAUGCUCACACAGUUCUUCUUCUAUGAGCCUGAGAGGUCCCAGCACAUGAAGAAACAUGUAGUCACGUCAUUAAGACCAGCAGACAUCGUAUCUGAAGCAUUAAACCACAAGGUGUAUGGAAUGUUGUGAUCUCUGGGCUUUGCUUAUUAAAGUCUUUUGUUUUUUUUUCUACAAAUUGCCAAUUCUUUGUUUUAGCAUUAACCAAUCAUGAAUCUUCGGUUCCAUUUGUAUACCAUUUUGUGAAAAUGAGAACAGUGUAGUAUGGCGGCAAAUCACUGUGGAAAAAGAACAGCGAGCGCGCAGAAAACCCCUAGCGACUAGCGAGCAAAUAUCGCUCUCCACAGACUUUUGCUCGUGGAUGUUUGAUCUAUGUGCGCACGUGAACCUUAUUUGUGCCCUCGAAUUUUGACAGUGAUUUGCCGCCAAAGUGUAGGUCUCUACAUGGAUUUCUGUCUAUUUGCCUUCAAAAUGACAUUAAGUCUGGAGUUGUUUGUAAAAGCUGAUAAAAGUGGAAGGUGCUCAGCACUGUUGGAUUCUGUCCAUCUCAUCAUCACUAUGUGGUCAAUUCAGCAGAGGAAGAGCCAUCCUAAAUCUUUACUGCCCAGUACAGCUUCCACUUCCAGAUCCGAAUGCAUACUUCCUGUUAGACAAUGUACACUUUCAAGUCGAACCCUGAGGCAUCACACCUCCAGUCGUGGUGAAGCUCAAGUAUGUACUAUAUCUACUCAAUAUUUCAGUCACCAAAGUACUGCUAGCGUACUCUCAUUAGGCCACUAGAAACAGAACCAUAAUUCAUUCGUUAAAUCAGAUUCAGGAGAAUGGGACAGACACAACCAACUAAUUUAGCAGCCACCAUGCAAAGGAUGUUUAAAAUAUAGUUGGUAAUUAUUUGUGUUUUUCUUCUGCUAUCUAUUUGUGCAGUUCCGUAUCAUCACAUUGUUCUUUUAACGUUAUGCAUGUGAUGUUAGUUCAGUGCCUUGUUUGGAUAUGGAUGCUCCGAUGAAUCAUGGCUCAGACUGUAGACCUCAUCUAACAGCUUUCUGGACAUUCAUUUGGUUCAGGGCCCAUCUGAAGGGCCUCAUGGGGUCCUUUUAUACCACCUGUGUCAAUGUCUGAUCUCCAUCAUGAAGCAUAUUUAUGUGUUGUCAGUAAGCAGCACAGAUGCAGUUGGUAGUCAAGCCUUGAAUUCAGAGUGGAGAAAUACUGCUGCAAAGUGUCUCAUGAAAGAGCGUUCCUUUGUUUGGAGGGGGCCCACAAUGAGAAUUAGAGGUCAUCAUAGUAGAUAAAUGAAGGGGCUCUGUGUGAUCGAUGGACUUCAGACUGGUGAGAAGUAUUUUCAGUUUAAAAGUUAGUGCAGCUGUGUUUAAUAUCAUUUCCUCAGUGUUUACUGUAUCCAUCUCCACCAUUCUAUAACUAGAUGUACUAUGAGUACAUCCGUCACACAAAGACAUGGCUGAAUGCUAUCCAGCUUCCUUAGGGACCGGCGUGGAAACCUGAGUGUUUGGUUUGUCCUUCAUGGGGUCCUGUAGUAAUUAUGACCAGCUCACUUUAAGCUAACAGAGACCAAUUGUUGGUUUUAGGAUAUUUUAUACUUCUGAAAACAUAGUUCUGGAUACCUUAUUUUAUUUCUGAUGGUGGUAAGUAUAGUAGUAUAGUAUAUAGUACUCCUGUUGGAACUUGUAUGGUUGGCUGUCCAGCCUCUUGAAAAAACAUGCAUUUCUAGAAUAAAAGCAACAUAUAUAUUUUUAAUGUAUUUCUGGAUUAAAAGCCACAUGCAUUCCUACAAUGUAUUUCUGGAUUAAAAGCCACAUGUAUUUCUGGAUUAAAAGCCAUAUGCAUUUCUAGAAUAAAAUCCA
This is a messenger RNA of Pungitius pungitius (ninespine stickleback), 3114 nucleotides long. RefSeq names its product reticulocalbin 3, EF-hand calcium binding domain (gene rcn3). Gene Ontology annotation, cellular component: endoplasmic reticulum. Gene Ontology annotation, molecular function: calcium ion binding. NCBI's taxonomy places the organism in Eukaryota, Metazoa, Chordata, Actinopteri, Perciformes, Gasterosteidae. The record is from RefSeq and is a predicted model, not a curated record. The transcript has 8 exons. Bases 87 to 1040 code for a protein of 317 amino acids.